This is a messenger RNA of Lingula anatina, 1886 nucleotides long. Its product is annotated as spermine oxidase. The record is from RefSeq and is a predicted model, not a curated record. Gene Ontology annotation, molecular function: polyamine oxidase activity. Lineage: Eukaryota; Metazoa; Brachiopoda; Lingulata; Lingulida; Lingulidae.
CUAUGAUACCCUCAGUUAUAUAACUGGGGUCCAAAGGUCAGAUCUUAGAGAGCAAUUUGUUUUAGCUCAGAUCGAUACACCGUAGCACAAGCUACAUGUACAGAGAACUCAGACUGUCUGAGGAUAUGCUGUACUAGUAGAUGCCACCAUGUCUUCAAACAGUGCAGACGAGAGCCAAGACAAGGUGUACGGCGUGGUCAUUAUUGGGGCAGGAAUCGCUGGACUUACUGUGGCGGAGACCCUCACAGCAGCGGGAUUUGAGGACUUCCUGAUACUUGAAGCUAGUAACAGGAUCGGCGGCAGGUGCCGUACUGAGGACUUUGGGAGCUCAUUUGUAGAACUUGGUGCCAAUUGGAUUCAUGGCACCACUUCAGAGAACUCCGUCAUGGUGCUGGCCGAAGAGAAUGAUUUGGCCAUCAAGCAUCAACUGAUGAACAGGGCCCGUGGACAUUUCUACAGGAGUAAUGGCAGACAAAUUGAUAAAGAACUGGGUGCCAAAGUCUGGACUCUCUGUAAAGAGAUCGAGGCCGAAGUGGAAACAGGACACCCAUGCCCCAGUAAAGGAGAUAAAACCGUUUUCACCAUGAAAGACUAUUAUGUCAAGAGAUUAGAAGAAAAUCUUAUAAAGUUCCAAGGAGCUGAGAGACCAGAUGUAAUUGCCAUCUUUAACUGUUUUUCCAACUAUCUUCGAUUUCACUGGGGAGGGGAAAUCGCCCACAUUCCGCUCGAAUUAUGCAGUAUGACUCCCGAAACAGAAGGAGGAGACGUACUCAUUCCAAAGGGCACGAGGUCGUUAGUUAAUGCAAUCCUGUCUCGCUUUAGAUGUGAGGGGAGGCUUUACACUGAAAAGCAGGCGACCUCGAUCAGCUGGGGAGAUGAUCUAGUUGAAGUCAGGUGUUCCAGUGGAGACAUCUAUCGAGCAAAAUGUGUCGUCAUCACGGUGUCGCUGGGAUACCUGAAAGAACAUCACCGGGAUCUUUUCCAACCAUCCAUUCCACAUGACAAAAUCAAAGCGAUUGAUGGCUUGGAUUUUGGGUUAGUAGACAAAAUAUUUCUUCAUUAUGACCAUCCAUUUUGGUCUUCUGAAGUAGGUUUUGGCAGUGUCAAGCUUGCAUGGGACGACGAUGAGGCUGUCAUCACUGACCCAGAGAACCAGUGGUACAAGAGAAUAUUUUCCUUUGAUGACGUCUAUUUCAACCCUAGCUGCCUCUGCGUGUGGAUCUCAUGCAACGAGGCGUAUCACAUGGAGCACCUCUCUGAGGAAGACAUUUCAGAAACCUGCACCAGCCUUCUACGCCAGUUCCUCGGAGACCCCUCUAUCCCGAAACCUUCUAAGGUCAUUUGGUCAACCUGGGGCACCAACCAGCACACACUGGGUUCGUAUUCAUGCCUUGGGAUGAGGUCGGACGCCAGUCACUUCGGAUGCCUAGCCGAACCCUUGACGGAUUCCAAUGGUCGAUUAAGAGUCCUUUUCGCCGGUGAGGCUACUCAUACAAAGUACCAUUCUACAAUGCAUGGAGCACGCGAGUCUGGCGUGCGGGAAGCAACGAGACUUCUCCGAUACUUUGGAGGGAUUAAAGCACCCACCAAACACCUUGAAUAAUGAUAUCGAUAAUCAAAAAUAAUGCCUGAAUGUCACGGUCCUAUCUUGAUUAGAAAAAUUGCAGAGGUUUCGUCGAAAAUUUACUUGUUCUUUAAUGUAUGCAUAUCUGAUAACAUACAUACUGCCAUGUCAGUGCAACAUGCAUACGCUGUACAGAUGAAACUCCUCAGCCAUCGUUGAUGCCUUGACGUUUGUCCUAAACCCCAAUGAUAUUUUGGCCUCCAAACCCAUAGCAUAGGAUUUUAUAUCUUCAAGGUUUUAUCAAUUCAGUCGUCAAUUUGAU